This is a messenger RNA of Alexandromys fortis (reed vole), 3986 nucleotides long. RefSeq names its product thymocyte selection associated high mobility group box (gene Tox). Gene Ontology annotation, molecular function: chromatin DNA binding. Gene Ontology annotation, biological process: regulation of transcription by RNA polymerase II; leukocyte differentiation. Gene Ontology annotation, cellular component: nucleus. The record is from RefSeq and is a predicted model, not a curated record. The coding region runs from base 282 to 1862 and encodes 526 amino acids. NCBI's taxonomy places the organism in Eukaryota, Metazoa, Chordata, Mammalia, Rodentia, Cricetidae. The transcript is spliced from 9 exons.
AGGCAGGCUGCGCGCUCGGCGUGGACGGGUGCGCGCCGCGGCUUCGGGGGGAGAGUUGAGCGCUCUUCCACCCUCUAUUUUUUUUUCCUCUUUUUUUUCUUUUUUUUUUUUUCUCCUCUUCUUAAACAAACCACAAACGGAUGUGAGGGAAGGAAGGUGUUUCUUUUACUCCUGAGCCCAGACGCCUCUCUCUGUUCCGUCUAAGCUUGUUUUUUUGCUGAGCACUUUUUUUUUUUUUUUCAAAAAGGAAAAGAAAAGGAGUUGCUUGAUGUGAGAGUGAAAUGGACGUAAGAUUUUAUCCACCUCCAGCCCAGCCCGCUGCUGCUCCCGCCGCUCCCUGUCUGGGACCUUCUCCCUGCCUGGACCCCUACUAUUGCAACAAGUUUGACGGUGAGAACAUGUAUAUGAGCAUGACAGAGCCGAGCCAGGACUAUGUGCCAGCCAGCCAGUCCUACCCUGGCCCAAGUCUGGAAAGUGAAGACUUUAACAUUCCACCCAUUACACCUCCUUCCCUUCCCGACCACUCUCUGGUGCACCUGAAUGAGGUGGAGUCGGGGUACCACUCACUCUGUCACCCCAUGAACCACAACGGCCUGCUCCCGUUCCAUCCGCAAAACAUGGACCUGCCAGAGAUCACCGUGUCCAACAUGCUGGGCCAGGACGGCACACUGCUCACCAACUCCAUCUCUGUGAUGCAGGAUAUGGCGAGCCCCGAAGGAGCUCCGUACGGCUCCCAUCCUCAGAUUGCAGCCAUGAGGCCGAGAGGCCAGCCGACAGACAUCCGACAGCAGGCAAGCAUGAUGCAGCACGGCCAGCUGACCACCAUCAACCAGUCCCAGCUGAGCGCACAGCUGGGUUUGAACAUGGGAGGAAGCAACGUUCCCCACAACUCCCCUUCUCCCCCUGGGAGCAAGUCUGCGACCCCUUCGCCUUCUAGCUCCGUGCAUGAAGACGAGGGCGAAGACACCUCCAAGAUCAAUGGUGGAGAGAAGCGGCCUGCCUCUGAUAUGGGGAAAAAGCCAAAAACUCCCAAAAAAAAGAAGAAGAAGGACCCUAAUGAGCCCCAGAAGCCCGUGUCUGCCUACGCUUUGUUCUUUCGAGAUACUCAGGCUGCCAUCAAGGGCCAAAAUCCGAAUGCUACUUUUGGUGAAGUCUCUAAGAUUGUGGCUUCCAUGUGGGAUGGCCUCGGAGAAGAGCAGAAACAGGUCUACAAGAAGAAAACUGAGGCGGCGAAGAAGGAGUACCUGAAGCAGCUAGCAGCUUACAGAGCCAGCCUCGUAUCCAAGAGCUACAGUGAUCCUGUGGAUGUGAAGACAUCUCAGCCACCCCAGCUGGUCAACUCGAAGCCGUCGGUGUUCCACGGGCCCAGCCAGGCCCACUCAGCUCUGUACCUAAGUUCUCACUAUCACCAACAACCAGGAAUGAAUCCUCACCUCGCCUCCAUGCACCCAAGCCUCCCCAGGAACAUAGCACCCAAGCCGAAUAACCAAAUGCCAGUGACUGUCUCCAUAGCCAACAUGGCUGUGUCCCCACCACCGCCCCUCCAAAUCAGCCCGCCUCUUCACCAGCACCUCACCAUGCAACAGCAUCAGCCUCUUGCCAUGCAGCAGCCCCUCGGGAGCCAGCUCCCCAUGCAGGUCCAGUCUGCCUUACACUCGCCCACCAUGCAACAAGGAUUUACUCUUCAACCCGACUAUCAGACGAUUAUCAACCCUACAUCUACAGCCGCACAAGUUGUCACCCAAGCGAUGGAGUACGUGCGCUCUGGGUGCAGAAAUCCUCCCGCACAGCCGGUGGACUGGAAUAACGAGUACUGCAGUAGUGGGGGCAUGCAGAGGGACAAAGCGCUGUACCUCACCUGAAAACCUCACCGCCUCUCUUUUCCACUGAGGAGUUCAGGGAAGUCUUUUCAUCGUGGAUUGCAGUUCUUCAUUUUAUUAGAAAAUUCAAGUUGCUAAGCACUUAGGACCAUGUGAGCUUGUGGGUCACCCACUCUGGAAGAAAAUAGUCAUGCUUCGUUAUUAUUUUUUUAAUCCUUUUCUGGACAUUGUUCCUCUUCCCUGCAGGAAGUAUGGACAGUUCUGAUUUCUGUUGGGUUUGCUGUGAAGUGCUGCGCUCUAGUAACUGCCUUAGCAACGGUAGCCGUCUGGGGUAAAGGUCCGGGGUUUUCCAUUGGUUUUCAGAAUGGGUGUUUAUAUGAAAACUACUAAAGACUUUUUAAAUGGCUUGAUGUAGCAGUCAUAGCGAGUUUGUAAAUAGCAUCUCUGUUACACUCUCCUAGAGUAUAAAAUGUGACGGUUUUUGUAGCUAAACUGUAAUCUGAAACUGGCUCGCCCCAGUUGGUUUAUCUCACAGGGGGGUUAAAUUGGCAAACAUUCAUAUUUUUACUUCAUUUUUAAAAAAAGCAACUGAUUAAUCUAUAUUUUCAAAAUACUUGAAAAAUAUUCCCAAAUGAUUUUAAUUUAAAAACAAAUUGGCUUUGCCUUCUGAUCAGACACAAAGAACCUAGUGUGGAGGAAAACGCAAACACAUUUAUUUUGUAUUCCAGAAAAAAAAAUCCUUUUUGUAUCACUUUUGUGUAAUGAUUAGUAAAUGUCAUCUAUCUAAGUCCUUUGAUGUAUAAAGCUGCCAAAUGCUCGCCCGGUGUCUUCGCUGCAGAACCAGGUUGGGAAGCGCUAAGUGAUCAUCUUUACGGCUCUGUAUUAUUGUUUCCUCAUACCGUGUCUGUAUUUAAUCUUUUUUUAUGGAACUUGUUGCGCCUAUUUAUGAAAUAAUAAAUAUAGGUGUUUGUAAGUAAAUUCGUUAGAAUUUGAAAGAGGCUUCAUUGAUGUUUUAAUUUUUGCUGGCAAGAGAAAAAAACAAAGUCCAUGCUUGGUGUGACUACGCCAGGCUUGGUGUGAAUGCGCCAGGCUUGUUGUGAAUACUUAUUUAGUUUUUACAGUGACAUGAAUAAAACCAAAUCUGCUUUUCAUUUAGUAGCAAAUUAGAGCAACGAACCCAUAUUUCUGCUAUCUUUUGUUAGCAUAAAUGAAAAACAGUUCUACUUAGCAACCUUCUCUUCUUGUACAAUACAACAGAAAAAUGGCCCAGAAGUCUCACACGCUCCAAGCCUAAACCAACAUACACCAGGGCACCCUCUUCCUAAAAAGAGAUGGUUCUCACGUCUCAAUCCCAAAACUUGUGCUCCCCAUUUAAAAACCAAAUUCAAGUUGAGUCACCAAAAAUUCCUCAAGUCUCAUGCUCCUCGCGGCAUCCAGGAAGCAUUUAAGAAUUGACCAAGGGUUCAGGAAGAGAUCAAAAGAAGGCAUAGUGUCUAGAAUCAACCUAGAGAUGUAAGGCGAGCUACCAGACAGCCAAAGAAAUAAGAAAAGCAGCCGGAAGUGGAAGCUUUUGCUAGAAGUUGAGAGUCCUUCUCUCCUCUCUCUCUCUCUCUCUCUCUCUCUCUCUCUCUCUCUCUCUCUCUCUCUCUCUCUCUCCCUCCCUCCUCCUUUCUUCACCUUUCACAUACCCUGGGGCCCUACUGAGAUUCGCUGAGAGGGGUUAGCAUAGCUUUUCCAGCCAAAGGGGGAGAUGGGGAUUGCAGCACAUAAAUUUAUCUGGUUGGAAAUCAAGAGAGAGUUGUUGUGUGGAAUGUAUGGGAUAACUGCAGCAAUUUCAAUACAAAUAUAUUAUGUAAUCCGGUCAGAAUUAAAAAGACAAAAGGCGUGCUUGCUUUGGAAUGGUUUUCAGGCAUUGUACAACAGUGAAUCACUCAGCAUGUAAUAACUAAUAAAUAAUGCAGAUCCAAUGUUAUUAUUAAAAUGACUGGGGCUGAGAGCUCGAGUUUUCCUGUCUUGAUAUUGUCUAAGAACUCACGUGACUAAGAUCACAGUUUAUUGCUUGACUGUUUAGUAUUUUAGAAAUAUUCCGGCACUACUAAUUAACUAAUGUCUUCUAUUUGUUACAUUAUAAAACAGGAGAGCUUUCUCCUGCACGAGGUGUAAACU